AUGUCAAACAAUCAUUUACAUUACAAAACACUUAUAAAUAGGAAAUUUUAAGGUUGUCGGUCUAGUUGGUGAAGUUGAAGUGUACAUAUUUGACCAACGCAAACAAAAAGCUGGUAGAAGUAGUAGAGGAAGAUGUGAAGGAAAAGAGAAGUUACCCUUAGCUUUGCUUCUUAAGCACGCGCCAAAACUUCCACCAACUCCAUCUUCACAUCUUCCUCUACCCCCUUUCAACUUAUAUAUAAUGCACUUUCCUUCUUUUCUUAGAGUUUCAACGUUGCAUUUGCAUAGAGAGCUUCUUAUCAUUUUCCAUGGCCAAUGCACUACAAAACGCCGCCAUCUCCACAAUCACGUUUGGAGACCACUAUUCCGUUUCUCGUUGCUUCUUUCCAUCCCUAUCCACACUUCCUUUCAGAGCCAUGCAGAAAAGAAAUCACGUGGAGCUGAACAAAAGGGUGGUCGUGGUAAAGGCAAGAAAUAAGAGUGAUUUUGAUGACGUAGAAGUUGAUGUUUCUUUGAGCCACAGAGUUAAUGCUGUGAAGCCUUCCAAAACUGUGGCAAUAAGCGAUCAUGCCACUGCUCUGUUACAAGCUGGAGUUCCCGUUAUUCGCUUAGCGGCUGGAGAACCUGACUUUGACACACCCAUUGUUAUAGCCGAGGCUGGGAUGAAUGCAAUUCGUGACGGUCACACUAGAUAUACACCUAAUGCCGGAACCUUGGAAUUACGCCAAGCAAUAUGUCACAAGCUAAAAGAGGAGAAUGGAAUUACAUAUACCCCAGAUGAGAUUUUGGUCAGUAAUGGAGCGAAACAGAGUGUUGUUCAAGCAGUGCUUGCAGUUUGUUCCCCAGGAGAUGAGGUUAUCAUUCCAGGUCCAUUCUAUGUGAGUUAUCCAGAAAUGGCAAGACUAGCAGAUGCAAAUCCUGUGAUUAUUCCAACCCACAUAUCUAAUAACUUUCUUUUGGAUCCGAAACUGCUUGAAGCCAACCUUACAGAGAGAUCAAGACUACUUAUUCUUUGUUCACCGUGUAAUCCAACAGGAUCUGUCUACUCUAAGAAAUUACUUGAAGAGAUAGCCCAAAUUGUAGAAAAGCACCCCAGGCUUCUGGUUCUCUCUGAUGAAAUUUAUGAACACAUAAUUUAUGCACCUGCAACUCACACAAGCUUUGCAUCUUUAACUGGAAUGUGGGACAGAACACUAACAGUGAAUGGGUUUUCCAAGACAUUUGCCAUGACUGGGUGGCGUCUUGGGUAUAUUGCUGGUCCAAAACACUUUGUUGCUGCCUGCGGAAAGAUUCAAAGUCAGUUCACUUCGGGGGCAAGCAGUAUAUCUCAGAAAGCUGGUGUUGCUGCAUUAGGACUAGGCUAUGCAGGUGGAGAGGCUGUUUCCACCAUGGUGAAAUCCUUCAGGGAAAGAAGGGAUUUCUUGGUUGAAAGCUUUUCAGAAAUGGAUGGUGUGAAAAUAUCUGAACCACAGGGGGCAUUUUAUCUGUUCAUUGAUUUCAGCUCUUAUUAUGGAAGAGAAGCCCAAGGGUUUGGCUUAAUUGAGAAUUCUGACUCCCUCUGUCGAUACCUGCUGGAAAAGGGCCUGGUUGCACUGGUGCCGGGAAGUGCAUUUGGAGAUGAUACUUGCAUCCGCAUUUCUUAUGCAGAAUCUCUUACUGUUUUAAAGACAGCAGUAGAGAGAAUUAAGAAAGCGCUUAUCCCUCUAAGCUCUGCUGCGCUUCUUUAAUUACUAUUAUUUGUUCUAUUUUUUAUUUGCAUAAUGUUACGUUCUCUUACCAUAUUCUUUUG
This is a messenger RNA of Vigna umbellata (rice bean), 1789 nucleotides long. RefSeq names its product bifunctional aspartate aminotransferase and glutamate/aspartate-prephenate aminotransferase-like. The record is from RefSeq and is a predicted model, not a curated record. NCBI's taxonomy places the organism in Eukaryota, Viridiplantae, Streptophyta, Magnoliopsida, Fabales, Fabaceae. Gene Ontology annotation, molecular function: pyridoxal phosphate binding; transaminase activity. Gene Ontology annotation, biological process: biosynthetic process; amino acid metabolic process.